This is a messenger RNA of Penicillium chermesinum, 366 nucleotides long. RefSeq names its product putative prefoldin subunit 1. The transcript is spliced from 3 exons. Gene Ontology annotation, molecular function: protein folding chaperone. Gene Ontology annotation, cellular component: prefoldin complex; cytoplasm. Lineage: Eukaryota; Fungi; Ascomycota; Eurotiomycetes; Eurotiales; Aspergillaceae. The record is from RefSeq and is a predicted model, not a curated record. Gene Ontology annotation, biological process: protein folding. Bases 1 to 366 code for a protein of 121 amino acids.
AUGUCGAUCCCCAACGAAGCCUUGCAGAAGCUCCUGCAGGAGAUUGAGACACGCGCGCUCGCUUCGCAGCAACAAAUCGGAAUCACCAAGGCCCAGAUGACGGCCAAGCAGCGUGAUAUUCGCAUGCUGCAGCUGACAUCGAAAGAGCUAUCUGAGCUGCCUUCAGAGACACGGGUAUACGAGGGGGUAGGAAAGAUGUUCGUUCACGUCCCUACCGAUACUGUCUCCAAACGUCUCACCCGAGAGAGCAGCGAGGCUGCGGCCGAGAUCGCUAGUCUCGAAAAGAAGCUGCAAUAUCAUGAAACAACGAACAAGAACAGCCGUGAUAACUUGGAGCAGAUUCUGAAGUCUGGGGGUAGGGCGUGA